Messenger RNA from Penicillium maclennaniae, 180 nucleotides. RefSeq lists its product as uncharacterized. NCBI's taxonomy places the organism in Eukaryota, Fungi, Ascomycota, Eurotiomycetes, Eurotiales, Aspergillaceae. The record is from RefSeq and is a predicted model, not a curated record. The transcript has 2 exons. Bases 1 to 180 code for a protein of 59 amino acids.
AUGCCCCGUGACGAUCGAUUCCACCGAUCAAAGACCGUGCGACGAGAAUCGACCUAUCUGUUCAUUCUGCUCUUUGCGGGAUCUAGAGUGUCAGUACCCAUCGGGCCUGAAAUGGGUCCAUCAGACGCAACCGAUGUCUUCGAGACAUCGAUCUCGCAGAGGACCUCGGCCUAUGAAUGA